This is a messenger RNA of Falco peregrinus (peregrine falcon), 3365 nucleotides long. It is a transcript of the gene TRMT5, whose product is annotated as tRNA methyltransferase 5. Bases 999 to 2513 code for a protein of 504 amino acids. Gene Ontology annotation, cellular component: cytoplasm; mitochondrial matrix. The record is from RefSeq and is a predicted model, not a curated record. Gene Ontology annotation, biological process: tRNA N1-guanine methylation; mitochondrial tRNA methylation. Lineage: Eukaryota; Metazoa; Chordata; Aves; Falconiformes; Falconidae. The transcript is spliced from 4 exons.
CUCAGGGAAAUGCACUGGCUGGGAGAUGCAGGGAGUCCCAGCAAGGAGCUGGGAUUUGUGGGGGAGGGAGGAUGGGAGCGGUGGCAGCUUUGCUAGGGCUCGGAUGUAGCAUCUUUUAUUAAGAAGAGACUGCAUGGCUCGUUGUGCUGAAGGAGGGCAGUGGCCUGUACGUUGGAGUGCAGAUGUCUGAGGCAGGCAAAAGAGCUGGUUUCCUUUCAGAGCUAGUUUGCACCUUUCCUAUCAACCCCCAGUCUUAAAACAAACAUCCCAAGAAGUCAGGAGAAAUGUCAGCCUCAAGCACUACCUAAUCAUUGGUUCCUGCCUAGGAGCGGCCAAUGCAGAGUCAGGAAAUUUGCGCCCCAUUGAGACUGUCUCUACUCAGGGAAAUCAUGUAGACAGAGAAGCAUAAAGCUACUUUUCAAGUCCCUAUCCUAUGAAUGAACUGUGGAGAGGGGUUCAGUCGCUUGAGCAGACAUUAGUAAUGCUUCCUCGUUCCUUUACGGGAAUUCUGCAUUUAAUUCAUGGUGUUUCUGGCAUACAGCUCAUGGAGCAAAGAUGCUACAGUGUGUAACACCUUACCGCUGGGGUACAGGAGGCAGAAAUUGCUGAAGAGUGAUUAUGACUGCUAUUGCUAAUAACCGUUUUCUAGCAACCACUGCUUGGUGAUUAAUUUUAUCAGAGACAGAAGGGAUCCAACAGUAGGAUCAAGACAAUAGAAAACUCCAUUUGGCUUACUGGGAUUAAUACCACUUUUAUUAGAACAAAGAGAGGUCAUUGGUUUUUCGGCAGGAGGGGAUUAUCUCACUGCUUAAAGUUAGUGUUUAAGUCAAAAAAUACAUUUGCAAAAGGACAGAAAUUUGUAGUACGUAAUUCAUAACAAAGGCCUUUAGUAAACUGUUGUGAAUUGUUUCAUACAGAUGGAAAUUCUAGUUUAAGAGAACAGCAAAUCCAUGUGAUUUGCAGCCUUUUUAAUGGAAUGAUUACAUAACGUCUAUAAAAUGAAUAAUUUUUCUUCUAGGACUUUAUGGAGAUUUGGAUACUCUGCCAGACUACUGAAAACUAAUCAUUUUAGGACAGCUGCAUUAAAUACAUCAUUUCCAGCAGUUUGGAUUCUAUCAGCACAAUAUUCUGGCAGAAUACCUGGUCUCUUUUUAGUAGUUAAAAAAAAUAGGUUUUUUACAAUGCCUGAAACCGUGGAGGAUAAAGCUAAUCUAGAACUGUAUUCACCACAUCCUGAAGUGCGUGGGAUGACACUACUCGACAGAGAAGCUUUUAAAAGGACAGUCGUUGUUCCAGUUCUUAAAGUCAAGAAAGAAAUUGUAAAUACUGUGCUGAAGUCUUUAAAACAUACGGUACUACAGCGUCCUGGUCUAAAGCGAGUGGCUGAGGAUCCAGAAGAUGGGGACAGUAGACUUGUUAUUCUGGAUCCUCAUAAAAUACCAGGAUUCUCGUUGGGAGAAUCGGAGCAAGAGAUAUUAAAAGAGCUUAAUGUUUGUCCUGAGGUGUCCAAGUAUAACUUGGAGCUGACUUACGAGAAUUUCAAGUCGGAAGAGAUCCUACGAGCAGUCCUUCCUGAAGGUCAAGAAGUCACCUCUGGAUUUAGCCGUGUUGGUCACAUAGCUCAUUUGAAUCUUAGAGAUCAUCAGCUACCGUACAGACAUUUGAUUGGCCAGGUUAUAAUUGACAAGAAUCCAGGAAUCACCUGUGUAGUGAAUAAAACCAAUAUUAUUGACAGCACAUACAGAAAUUUUCAAAUGGAAGUGCUCGCUGGAGAGGGCAACCUGAUAACCAAGGUCAAAGAAAAUAAUAUUGCAUAUGAAUUGGACUUUUCUAAAGUCUACUGGAACCCACGUCUUUCCACAGAACACAGCCGCAUUGUUGAGCUUUUAAAGCCCAGUGAUGUCCUUUUCGAUGUCUUUGCUGGGAUCGGACCUUUUGCUAUUCCAGCAGCAAAGAAAAAAUGCCACGUAUUUGCAAAUGAUCUCAAUCCUGAAUCCUACAACUGGCUCCUGCACAACUGCAAACUAAACAAAGUAGACAACAAAAUAAAAGCGUUCAAUAUGGAUGGCAGGGACUUCCUCCUGGGGCCAGUAAGAGAAGAACUAAGUAAAGAGCUCCCACUUCUGAAAGAAGAACCGAAAACCUCUUUUCAUAUAGUCAUGAAUUUGCCAGCUUUGGCUAUUGAAUUUCUAGAUGUUUUCAGGCAUCUCUUAGUUGGAGAGCCGUGCAGCACUGCUGGCCUUCCCAUGGUGCACUGCUACGGUUUCUCCAAACAUGGUGACCCAGCCAAAGAUAUUCAAGAACGAGCUGAAGCUUCGCUGGGAACCUCCCUGGAUGGACGCUGUUCUACUCACCUAGUUAGAAAUGUUGCACCGAACAAGGAGAUGCUGUGCAUUAGUUUCCAGAUUCCAGCAGAUGUGCUGUACAAGAGGCCCUGCCCUGAUGAAGGAAGACCAGCCUCUAAACGCCUGCGUGCCAGCAAAGAUUCUUCUGAAGAAAAGUUGCUGAGCUGAAGACUUCAAGAGUUAUGGCAACUACCUUAGUAGUUUGCGUAAGGUAUACUUAGGUUACCUCUGGUUUACCCCAUGAAUUAUUUGAAGCAUACCUGUGUUGCCCAUCUCAGGUGCCAAGAUGUGAUGUGUGUUGCAGCUUUCCUUUGUCAGCCUUGAUUCCUGCAUUUACCUUUUUUUAACUGUGAGAUCGAUAGGCAGAUUAAAAUUGUUGUUACUAAAAAGAAUUAAACUUUGCUUUUUUGUAACAAAUGUGUUUUGGUACUUUUUUGCUCUCUAUUUUUUCAAACUCCAUGAUAACUCGGUGACACAGAUUAGGAUAGAUUUUGCCAUGUCAUUUUGAUACUGGGCGGUUUGUGGUGAGAUAGAUUUUUGUAUUUUGUCAAUUCUAGCAAGAUGACUUCGUAAUAACUUGUGCAUUGGAUUCUCCCUAACAAAUGAUUUUGGUGUUUAAGACUAUUGGAUUACUGUUAGCAGAUGCACAAACAGCUCUCGUGUAAGCAAGGUAACCUUUCAAAAACUUCACCCAAGAUACAAAAAGGCCCAAAUAGCCAUAUAUACUUGUUCCUAGGCUUUUGAGUAAUAAAUGCUUUUUAACACUGAGAUUUAGUUGGGGAUUAGUUGACUUCUAACUUAAGUGUUUGCCCACCAUUAAAGCAGGAAGUACUGAAGGCCAUUUGCACAUUUGCAGAUGAAGUACAUGCUUGCAUUGAAGCGCUAGACUGAAAACCAGUACCCGGCUGAACAGUCCUGUCUUGAGACUGCGUCCCCCUGUGGCUUUUGUGCCUCUGCUGCCUCGCAGCUUUCCCCCUACCUCUCUGACUGCUCCUCUGCUGCAGUCCCUGGAUGAUCCCU